Penicillium verhagenii is the source of this 687-nucleotide messenger RNA. Its product is annotated as HPP family protein. Bases 1 to 687 code for a protein of 228 amino acids. NCBI's taxonomy places the organism in Eukaryota, Fungi, Ascomycota, Eurotiomycetes, Eurotiales, Aspergillaceae. The record is from RefSeq and is a predicted model, not a curated record. The transcript is spliced from 2 exons.
AUGUCUUCACGACUUUCUCGCCUCCCGCGGUGGAUGAGCCACUGGUUAGGCUACCGUACCGAAACUCCAACGCCAUUACCAAAAUACCAGUUAGCCGCAUGGUCCUUCAUCACAGCUUUCUGCGGCCUCUCAGUCCUCCAAGGAAUCUUCAAUUAUUCCGACUAUUUCAUCUCCCGCCAUGUCCCAGGCAUCAUCGCCUCCUACGGAGCGUCCGCAGUCCUCGUAUUCGGCGCCAUCGAAAGUCCCCUAGCCCAGCCACGCGCCUUAAUCUUCGGCCACUUCUUUAGCGCCCUGACCGGUCUCUGCAUCACGAAGCUUUUCAGCCUCAUGCCAGACCAGGCCCGGUUCGAGUCUCUCCGAUGGCUCGCCGCCUCAUUAUCGACUGCCCUUGCCAUCGUCGUGAUGCAGCUGACUGGGACCACGCACCCGCCCGCCGGUGCAACUGCGCUUCUUCCCGCUACCAAUGACGAGAUUUGGGCUCUCUCUUGGUACUAUCUACCUGUGGUUCUGUUGUCCUCGACGAUGCUUUUGGCUUGCGCCUUGUUGUUGAAUAACAUGACGCGCCGGUACCCCGUGUUUUGGAUUGCGCCUUCGCCCCCUCCGUCAAAACCUGUACCUGUACCGGAGCCGGAGCUGGCCCCGAAGUCCUCUGCUGAGGAUGCGACGCUGCCUAAAGACUUUGCUUGA